Messenger RNA from Trichobilharzia szidati, 2190 nucleotides. The record is from the annotation of a GenBank genome assembly. NCBI's taxonomy places the organism in Eukaryota, Metazoa, Platyhelminthes, Trematoda, Strigeidida, Schistosomatidae.
AUGCCUGGUUUUUUCAGUCUCACAUUUUUGGUAUUGUUUGGUUUGGUGUAUUGUGAGAAUUUCGAUGAAGAACUUCUCAUCAAAGAUCUUGGCCGUGGAUUUACGGCUUUCCACUUUAAUUUCGCCUCAACAGCCUCAGAGACAAUAUUUUUCUCAAAACACUACAAUAUUUUGCCAAAAUCAGUCAUUCAAAUCCUAAGGAAAUACAGUGUUAACGAAUUUCAUCUUUCUAUAUCAAGGGGUAUAUGGGAUGAACGUUGGGGUAGCAAUUUUGUGUCAGUUUCUCCUGCUGGAGCUGAAUUAUGGGCAUGGUUCGGAAAUCAAACUUCUAGUGUCGACCAAUCGUGGUUUGAAUUAACACAUGCUCUCUCUGGACUAUUCUGUGCUUCUUUGAACCAACUGUCCACUAACGAGCAUUUUGCCUCUCCUGUCUACUCUUAUAAACCAUUGGGAGUAUCGGAAUCCGGUAAAGUUGACGGAGAAGUCAGAUAUUCUCAGCUUCCUGGUGAAACUUUGUGCAGUGAAAACUUGACUCCCUGGACUAAAUAUUUACCAUGCAAAUCAUUUUCUGGUUUAGGAAGCUUAUUGCGACCGACUUCAUUGUUUAAAUCAAAUUAUAACUCAAUGACAGUGGGAGUUAGAAGGAUUUGUCUGGAUCUCAAAUGUGAUACUGUGGGAUUGGAACUAGUGGCAACACUAACUGCAGUUUUCGAUAGAAGUUUGAUAUUUGCAAAAAGAGCAACGCCUUGGUCUAUUAAAAGUAUACUUGGCUCAGAGUUCAGAGGUUCCUGUAGUGCGUCCGACUCCAGCCGUGUAUUUAUUCUCAAGUCCUAUGAAGAUGUGGAUGUUAAUCUUGAUAGUGCAAUGAAGCUUCAUUAUCCCAGCAAUUAUGUAUUAGCGGCAUACUCAACGAAAGAUUUAUCUCCAUCAUUUAUAUCAUCACCUUUCACUGUCAAUGAACAAAAAUCUACUUCAUACCCUUUACCUCUUAUCUCUGCUACUAAAUACGUUACUGGUUCUGGAAAUGUUAGAGGUGGGGUAAAAGCUGUAAUUACUAAUAGAGCUGAUUUUGAUACAAAAAUAAUUUACUUCGAUUUAAUACCAUGGUACAUGCAAGUUUUCUUCAGUUCAUUGAAAAUCUACAGCUUAAAUCCUAAAACACAAGAGAGGGAGCUGAUUAAACCUCAUAAUUUGGUGAUAAAACCAGGCUUGGCCAGAAAGCGUAUGGCUAGUAUCGAAUUAAUCAUCACCUUACCUCGUCAUAGUCAAGUAACCAUUUCUUAUGAGUUCCGUAAAAUUCUUCAACGCUGGAAUGAAUUCCCACCUGAUGCUAAUCAUGGAUUUUUCCUUCCUGCAGCAACUGUUUCCUACAUGUUAAAUAAUGAACAGUUACACCACUUAAACGAGACGAGGCAUGUUGCAUUCCAUAAUCUAAAACUUCCGAAUUGGGCCAGUACUUACAGUCAGUUUUUUAAUGUAGUAUCAGUUGGCUCUAGGCCCGGUGAUGGCUUUGUUCGUCUACACACACCCGUAUCUUUGGUUACAAUGCCGACACCAGAUUUCAGUAUGCCAUUCAAUGUUUUGUGUCUGGUGUGUUCAAUUAUCGCUGUUGUAUUUGGGUCAGUGCACAAAGCCACAACAACUGUAUUGAACGUUACACUUAAGAAACCUAAAAAUGAAUCAUUAUGGGUUGAUACUGACAAGCAGAUUUUCCAGUUUGAAGAUAUUAGUGUUCACUUACAUACACAAGUGAGUGUCUCUUCGAAAUACGGUCACUAUACAUGGAAGUGUGCAGAAGCCUUAUCUACUUACUUGGUAAAACAUCCCGAAGAAGUUCGUGGACUUCGUGUUCUUGAAUUAGGUGCUGGCACUGGUCUGUGUGGGAUUGUUGCCGCUCUUCUUGGAGCUCGCCAUGUUCAAUUCACAGAUAACGAUAUGACAUGCGCAAAUAAGUUACAUUUUAAUGCACAGCUCAAUGGAAUCAGCAAUUAUAAUUUCACCAUACUGGAUUGGAAUUAUCCACUUAGCUACACAGGGGACGAAUUUGAUGUCAUUCUUGCAUCUGAUUGUUUAUACGACAAGAAAGUGUAUGAACCUUUCAUAAGGACAGCGGCUUUACAGCUAAGGAUAGGAAACUGUAAAUCUUUACUUCUCUCUUGCGAAAAUCGCAGACAUCGCCGUUUUGCUUAA